Messenger RNA from Nannospalax galili (Upper Galilee mountains blind mole rat), 2617 nucleotides. RefSeq names its product CDC42 small effector 2 (gene Cdc42se2). Gene Ontology annotation, molecular function: small GTPase binding. Bases 532 to 786 code for a protein of 84 amino acids. The transcript is spliced from 6 exons. Lineage: Eukaryota; Metazoa; Chordata; Mammalia; Rodentia; Spalacidae. Gene Ontology annotation, biological process: regulation of Rho protein signal transduction. The record is from RefSeq and is a predicted model, not a curated record. Gene Ontology annotation, cellular component: plasma membrane.
GGGAGGGCGGAGCCAGGAAGCGGCGGGGGCGCGGGUGGCACAGCUGCGGGCGUGUGGAGACAGGGGCCGCGGAGCCGGCGCGGACAGCGGCGCGGCCAGAGCCCGGCCGAGACAAAGACGGCGGACAGAGCCAGUUUUAAGUCAAAUCUGGAAGCCAAAUGAGAAGAAAUACUUAAGAACAAGGUCUACUGCUAAGGAGUCUGAAGUCACCUGGGUGUCAUAUGGAACAUUCUCAACUCAGAGGUAGCUGAGUAAGUAAGUGACUACCUGCUACAAGCUUUGGAUCAGUAGAGCAGUUCUUUCCCUUCCUGCUGGUUUGGAGACAAGUCUUUGUAGAGUGAGAAGCAGAGAAAAGAAACAAUCAAACCUUGUCUUUAAUUGACUGUAUAAGACAUUUGCCUUCCAAGAACAAAAGCACAGUGAAAUUAAUGAUUGUGACAGCUACUCAUCAUCCUGUGGAUCAGAGUUGUGGAGCUUCCUGAAUAGAGAUUUGGAGUCUUCUCUGGUGCUCAUCAUACCUGGACAGAAGGCAUGAGUGAAUUCUGGUUGUGUUUCAACUGCUGUAUUGCAGAGCAGCCUCAGCCUAAACGGCGACGACGUAUUGACCGAAGCAUGAUUGGAGAGCCGACCAACUUUGUGCACACAGCUCAUGUGGGUUCUGGAGAUCUGUUCAGCGGGAUGAAUUCAGUUAGCUCCAUUCAGAACCAGAUGCAGUCCAAGGGAGGCUAUGGAGGCGGGGUGUCUGCCAACGUGCAGAUGCAGCUUGUGGACACGAAGGCAGGAUAGCUCUGGUUCCCUCAACGUCAAUGUGAAUUUCUGUAUUUUCUCUGUCUACUGUUCUAUAAUUUUUUUGUCUUGUGAUUGCAUUUCUUUUAAAUUUACGAAAAAGAAGUAUGGCGGCAACCUGUUCACCCUGUGACUCCAGUGAGACGCUCCUGCUCCGGGGACGGUAGCGUCAGGCCCCCUGCCAUCUGCUUCAGCCAGCAUGCAUGCCUUCGGACUCUUGGACAGAGUUCUCGGGAUUGUAGCUGAGUUUUCAAUGUUUAAUCGAUGUGGAUCUGACCUUAGCAUGAUCUUUUUGUGAAUGCUAGCACCAUUUUGCAUUUUUUUCCAUUUUAAGCCUUUUCUUCAUCCUCCAGCCCUUUGCCUUAUGAUGUGCCGAUGAGACCUGUAAUUUCCGUCGCUGUUUGUGUAUGUCUGGAAGGUGGGAGACCAACAAGCACAAUGAUCAUUUCAUCUGUUGGAAACUUGAGCAGAGGCGUCUCUGUACGCUCCAUGCUGUUGCUUCCUGGGAGCCCGUGGAAGGCCCGCAAUGGACUUGUGAGCUGCUGUGGGCCGAGGUACUGCUGCUGUUAGGGAAAGUUUUGCUGUGGCACCAAGUCACCUCAGUUUCACAGAAAGAUAACUGUAGCGUAUUUUAGAAGUUCUGCUUUUUGUUCUGUUUGACUAGAUUGCGGUAACAGAACAGCUUAGUCCAUAAGGCGUUUGCUUGAUUGUAAAUGUUCAGUGUAUUUAUUUUGAGAGUAAGGACCUGUGAUUGUGAGCAGGUAGGGCUGUGUGUCUGAGUGUUGUGGUGAGCCCUGUUUGGUUUCUCAGCGCUUCAUCCCGUCAGCCCAUCUCAUCCUCCUUCUGGUAUCCAGUUUCCCACUGGCAGCAGGGUGCUGGACUCUGGCCUCUGUUCCUAGUUGCCACUUGCAGUUGGCCUCCAGCGUUCAAAUAUCACGGAGGCUGUGGCAGUUGCUGAGAGCAACCUGUGACCUGGCAGUCCGCCACAUAGUAGCUUUCUGCUGGUUGGUGAGAGGCCUUUGCUCAGGUUCCAUUUGUUCUUGGUUCAUGAACCGCUGUGUUCUGCGGGGGAGUGUGCAGUGAGCCAGAUGCUGCUGUUACUGAUGCUUCGUGCCUAUCGAGCCUUUCAUUGAUUAGCAUUCAUCUAGCGAAUGGGACUUGAUUAAAAUUAGUGAGCUGUAGGCACUGAUGCCAUUGCCUGGAGAAGCCACGUACAGCCAUCUCUUGCCGUCACGAGAAACAACUGCAGAGACGCUAAGCUGGCGCAGGCCAAACAUGAAGCAUUUUGCCUCCAUUUCUCAGUUUACCAGCAGAAGGACCCUGGGUAGCUUGAUCUUUUGAUUUCGCCAUUCUUAACAUUCAUAGGUGUGAGUUCCCAAAGAGUCAAGGAAAAGCAUUUCAUCCUUUUGUCUUUAGGUCACCGUGUGGACACUGCAUUCUGGCACUUGUCACCCUGCCCCUGCUUGGCCAGGGCCCAUUUCCCAGGGGAGCACCACUGUGAGCACUUGUGAUAAAUUCCAUUUUCUUGGCAUUAUCAGCAUUGCUGGACUUGACUUUUAAGAUUGGAACAAUACAGGAGGCCGUCAUACCCUCUCCUCAUUGCUCUUUUGGCUGCUCCAAGGCCAGCCAAGGUUGGAGCCUGUCUUGUUUGGUGCCGAACCGAAUAACACACUGGCGGUUGGAGCCUGUCUUGUUUGGUGCCGAACCGAAUAACACACUGGCCACAGUAGGUCCCAGUACACUCAAGACAGUUACAAAGAUUGGCCUGGCCCAUAGGUUUUUAUGAGGCUUGUGGAUGUUGGCAAUGUGCCAAGAGGCAGAUCCCUACCUU